CCGAUAUAUGACAUGUCAUCUGAAGGUUUUAAUAAAGUUCAAUUAAAACCGGCUUUCGCAAUAAUUAUCCGGUUUUUUAUAAUGAUGUGUUCGUAUUAGUGUGCACAGGAAUCAAAGAUGUGGCAUAAAAGGAUUUGUGCAAUAUAUUUUAUAAUAGUAACUAACAUACACAUAGAAGCUGAAUUACAGUUAAAUGUAACGUCAGGAAUAAAACGGUUAGAUCAACCAUGGGUUUGGUCAGAGGAAGUAACACCCAAAAGUAAAAGUGGGCUAGGGGCUACGCAUACAACAGAGGAGCCGACCACUGAGAGCAGUGACAAUCCAUGUAGCCUUUACGAACCGCCGAGGCCUGAUUUCAGAGCACCGGGCCGCAGAAUCAGCGAAACAAAAUGUUUAGAAUAUAUCUGGGAAAGAAAAAAUAGAGAAGAUCAAACUUUGAGGAACAAUAAAUGCUUGGCGUACAGGCUGACGCAGAAAGGGCCCAAUAUUCCUCACUUUGCCAUAGGCGGCAGGAACGCUUUGCCGGGAGAGUUCCCUCAUAUGGGCGCCCUUGGAUGGAGAGCUGUAGUAGGGACGUGGAUAUUCAAGUGUGGAGCCAGUCUGAUAAGCGCCAAGUUCCUGCUGACUGCGGCACACUGCUCAAAAGCUACACUUCGUGAUAGCAACAUUGUAAGCGUUGAUCCAGAAAUCGUUAGACUGGGGGACAAAAAUAUUAUAGAUACGUAUGCUAAUGGUAUCAAUCCAGUUGAUGCAAAGAUCCUAAGAAUUAUUGUGCACCCUCAAUACAAAGCACCCAAGAAAUACUUCGAUAUAGCUAUCAUAGAAUUAGCGGAAGAAGUGUGGUUCUCGAGCAACGUACAACCUGCAUGUCUGUGGAACAAUUAUAAUAAUUUACUAUUAAUGCAUGGGAAUUCAGCUACUUUGACCGGAUGGGGAGUCAUUGAGACGGCAACAAGACUAACGUCACCAAUACUUCAAGCGGCCGUUGUAGACAUCAUCGAUUCAGAGCUUUGCGAUGAUUUGCUGAGGCAGUCCUGCAACCGGCAGUGGUGCGGAAUACAGGAACAUCAAAUAUGCGCAGGGAAAUUAGCUGGAGGAGUCGAUGCUUGUCAGGGAGAUUCUGGAGGGCCGUUGCAAGUGAAAAUAUCUCUGCCACCUUCACCAGAGGGGUCAAUGCAUUUUGUGAUCGGAGUCACUUCGUUUGGAAUCGGGUGUGCUCGGCCCAACCUGCCCGGCGUCUACACCAGGGUCUCCAGCUUCGUUGAUUGGAUUGAGGGCAUUGUUUGGCCUGAAAGCUGAUAAAUUCAAAUAAAAAAUGAU
This is a messenger RNA of Pararge aegeria (speckled wood butterfly), 1320 nucleotides long. Its product is annotated as serine protease snake-like. Gene Ontology annotation, biological process: proteolysis. NCBI's taxonomy places the organism in Eukaryota, Metazoa, Arthropoda, Insecta, Lepidoptera, Nymphalidae. The transcript is spliced from 10 exons. Gene Ontology annotation, molecular function: serine-type endopeptidase activity. The record is from RefSeq and is a predicted model, not a curated record. The coding region runs from base 118 to 1299 and encodes 393 amino acids.